Messenger RNA from Xyrauchen texanus (razorback sucker), 1293 nucleotides. RefSeq names its product myosin heavy chain, fast skeletal muscle-like. NCBI's taxonomy places the organism in Eukaryota, Metazoa, Chordata, Actinopteri, Cypriniformes, Catostomidae. The record is from RefSeq and is a predicted model, not a curated record. The coding region runs from base 361 to 1155 and encodes 264 amino acids. Gene Ontology annotation, cellular component: myosin complex. The transcript is spliced from 11 exons.
AGAGAGAAAACAAUAACCUACAGCAGGAGAUCUCAGAUCUGACAGAGCAGAUAGGUGAGACUGGUAAAAGCAUUCAUGAGCUGGAAAAGGCCAAGAAGGCUAUUGAGACUGAGAAGUCUGAGAUUCAGACUGCCUUAGAGGAGGCUGAAGGCACCCUGGAGCAUGAGGAAUCUAAGAUCCUUCGUGUCCAACUUGAGCUAAACCAGAAUAACCAACCUAACCGAAGGCAGUCACAAUGCACCCCACGGAUUCGCGCAGCUCACUAGAGCGGAUUUUCGUGGCGUGUUCCGAGCGCGGAUUUGCGGCUGGGAGAGAUUACCACGCACUCACGGCCCAGGGACAGCAGAGAAGGACGAGGAGAUGGAACAGAUCAAGAGGAACAGCCAGAGAGUCAUUGAGUCCAUGCAGAGCACUCUUGACUCUGAGGUCAGGAGCAGGAAUGAUGCCCUGAGAAUCAAGAAAAAGAUGGAGGGAGAUCUUAAUGAGAUGGAGAUUCAUCUGAGCCAUUCCAAUCGCCAGGCUGCUGAGGCCCAGAAACAGCUGAGGAAUGUUCAGGGACAACUCAAGGAUGCCCAACUGCACCUUGAUGAUGCCCUGAGAGGACAGGAAGACAUGAAGGAGCAGGUGGCUAUGGUGGAGCGCAGAAACAGUCUGAUGCAGGCUGAGAUUGAGGAGCUGAGAGCAGCUCUGGAGCAGACAGAGAGAGGCCGCAAAGUGGCUGAACAAGAGCUGGUGGAUGUCAGUGAGCGUGUUGGACUCCUGCACUCUCAGAACACAAGUCUAAUGAACACGAAGAAGAAGCUUGAAGCUGACCUUGUUCAAAUCCAGAGUGAAGUUGAUGACACUGUACAAGAAGCCAGAAACGCAGAAGAGAAGGCCAAGAAGGCCAUCACUGAUGCUGCAAUGAUGGCAGAAGAGCUAAAAAAGGAACAGGACACCAGUGCUCACCUUGAGAGGAUGAAGAAAAAUUUGGAAGUCACAGUGAAGGACCUGCAGCACCGUCUGGAUGAGGCUGAGAAUCUGGCCAUGAAGGGGGAAAGAAACAACUCCAGAAACUGGAGUCAAGAGUCCGUGAGCUUGAGACUGAAGUUGAGGCAGAACAGAGACGUGGAAUUGAUGCUGUUAAAGGUGUUCGCAAAUAUGAGAGGAGAGUGAAGGAGCUCACGUACCAGACUGAGGAGGAUAAGAAGAACAUCACCAGACUGCAAGAUCUGGUUGACAAGCUUCAGCUGAAGGUCAAGUCUUACAAGAGGCAGGCUGAAGAAGCUGAUGAACAAGCCAACACUCACCUGU